Molecule: messenger RNA, 1722 nt
Organism: Notechis scutatus (mainland tiger snake)
Lineage: Eukaryota; Metazoa; Chordata; Lepidosauria; Squamata; Elapidae
Source: RefSeq, a predicted model, not a curated record
GUGCAGGAGCGGCCCUUCCUCUCGGCUGGUUGGCGCGUCAGUCCCGGCGCCGCUUACUACUGCCUUCGUUCGCUGUGCCGGGGAAAGAGGCCGGCUGCACAAGGUAAAAGCAUGGCUGCCAAGGUGGCUCUAACCAAGAGAGCUGAUCCAGCUGAGCUGAAAACAAUAUUUUUGAAGUAUGCAAGUGUUGAAAAAAAUGGUGAAUUUUACAUGUCUCCCAAUGAUUUUGUCACACGAUUCUUGAAGAUAAUAGGAGAUGGGGUGCCCAAUCCCCAUACAGUCCAACUGUUGGGAGGUGUAGUAGAUCAGACCAAAGAUGGGUUGAUAUCCUUUCAAGAAUUUGUAGCAUUUGAAUCUGUCCUCUGUGCUCCAGAUGCAUUGUUUAUGGUGGCAUUUCAGCUUUUUGACAAAACGGGCAAAGGAGAAGUUACUUUUGAGGAUGUUAAACAGGUGUUUGGCCAGACCACAAUUCACCGCCGUAUUCCUUUUAACUGGAACUCUGAAUUUGUGCAACUACAUUUUGGAAAAGAUCGGAAAAGGCGUCUAACAUAUGCAGAGUUCACCCAAUUCUUAUUGGAAAUACAGUUGGAACAUGCAAAGCAAGCAUUUGUGCAACGAGACAAUUCUCAAGCUGGAAGAGUCACAGCCAUUGACUUCAGGGAUAUUAUGGUCACUAUCCGACCUCAUAUGUUAACACCUUUUGUUGAAGAAUGUCUAGUAGCUGCUGCUGGAGGUACUACUUCUCAUCAAGUCAGUUUUUCCUAUUUUAAUGGAUUUAAUAGCCUUCUUAAUAAUAUGGAACUUAUUAGAAAAAUCUAUAGUACUUUGGCUGGACAUAGAAAAAAAGUGGAAGUUACCAAAGAGGAGUUUGUUCUGGCAGCUCAGAAAUUUGGCCAGGUUACACCCAUGGAAGUUGACAUCUUGUUCCAGUUAGCAGAUUUAUAUGAGCCACGGGGACGUAUGACAAUGGCUGAUAUUGAAAGAAUUGCACCUUUGGAAGAAGGAACUUUACCCUACAAUCUUGUUGAGGCUCAGAGACAGCAAGCUCCAACUGAUGUGGCUCGACCUGUUCUCAUUCAGAUAGCAGAAUCUGCAUACAGAUUUGCCCUUGGUUCAGUUGCUGGAGCGGUUGGAGCCACUGCUGUGUAUCCAAUUGAUCUGGUGAAAACACGAAUGCAGAACCAGCGCUCCACUGGCUCAUUUGUUGGAGAGCUAAUGUACAAGAGUAGCUUUGAUUGCUUCAAGAAAGUGCUACGUUAUGAAGGAUUCUUUGGGCUAUACAGAGGUCUUCUGCCGCAGCUCCUGGGGGUAGCUCCAGAAAAGGCCAUAAAGCUUACUGUAAAUGAUUUUGUGAGAGACAAAUUUAUGCACAGAGAUGGUUCUAUUCCUUUUCCAGCAGAAAUUCUUGCUGGGGGCUGCGCCGGAGGAUCUCAAGUAAUAUUCACAAAUCCACUAGAAAUUGUUAAAAUCCGCUUGCAAGUGGCUGGAGAAAUCACAACUGGUCCACGUGUUAGUGCCCUUACUGUCUUGCGGGACCUGGGAUUUUUUGGGCUUUAUAAGGGAGCCAAAGCCUGUUUCCUUCGUGACAUUCCCUUUUCUGCAAUUUACUUUCCUUGUUAUGCUCACACAAAGUCUGCUUUUGCAAAUGAAGAUGGACAGGUGGCUCCUGGUUAUUUGCUUCUGGCAGGAGCAAUAGCUGGUAAUGUUUAUGAUGAGGAUUGA